Messenger RNA from Suillus discolor, 845 nucleotides. RefSeq lists its product as uncharacterized. The record is from RefSeq and is a predicted model, not a curated record. NCBI's taxonomy places the organism in Eukaryota, Fungi, Basidiomycota, Agaricomycetes, Boletales, Suillaceae. Gene Ontology annotation, cellular component: membrane. Bases 98 to 634 code for a protein of 178 amino acids. The transcript has a single exon. Gene Ontology annotation, molecular function: GTP binding.
GCAAGCCCCCCGCGAACAGGGCUAAGUCCAACAUAGGGUCAACGACCCCAAGAGGACAAUAAACUUGAUUAAAAAAAUAAAAAAAAAAACGCUGACCAUGGCUAGACUCCCCGACCCCAAUGCGGAAUACCCUCUUGUCUGGUACGAUAUCCCGGGCGCAGGCACGCUCAAAAUCCCAGACUGGCAAUACUUCAAUGCCCAAGGCCUUUACGUCUUUGACGGCAUCAUCGUCCUGUUCGACAAUCGCUUCACCAUGACCGACAUCGCCAUCCUUGCCAACUGCAGGCGUUUCAAGAUCCCCACGUAUAUCGUGCGCUCUAAGGCAGAUCAGCAUAUCUUAAAUAUCAUGAAGGAUAAUGGGUACGAUAGCAAUGAUGAGAGCGAGGGCAAGAAGAAGAAGCUUUACCAGGCUGCACGGCAGCAGUUCAUUCUGCAGACGCGCCAGAGCGUGAAAGAUAACCUGAAGAAUGCCAAUAUGUCUGAUCAAAGGGUUUACAUCGUUUCAAAUGCAACGAUAUGUGGUGUUGUGAAGGGAAAGCGGCCAAAGAAGAUCAUCGACGAGAUCGAGUUGUUGAGCGACUUGAUCCGAGAAGCCCAGACCAGGCGAGGACACCCUAAUGCUGAGAAUGAAUGAGUAGUCGGUGAUGAUACAGUUCUUCUUACAUUUCUUCCUUCGGGCUCUUGCUGAUACUUCUCCGUUCUCGACAUGAUCAUAUUGCUUGUGACCGAUCUUGACUGCAGACUCGCAGAUACAGUUCGUUCUACAUUUUUUCCUCUCGACUGACGUUAUUACUUCUCCGCAUGUUCUUACCGCUUUAGAAUGACUGACUUCCAUCUCACUGGAU